Molecule: messenger RNA, 6953 nt
Organism: Cheilinus undulatus (humphead wrasse)
Lineage: Eukaryota; Metazoa; Chordata; Actinopteri; Labriformes; Labridae
Product: protein O-mannosyl-transferase TMTC2-like
Exons: 12
Coding region: 305-2884 (859 amino acids)
Biological process (GO): protein O-linked glycosylation via mannose
Cellular component (GO): endoplasmic reticulum membrane
Molecular function (GO): protein binding; mannosyltransferase activity
Source: RefSeq, a predicted model, not a curated record
CGCACACUGUCUGAGGACACCGCAGCAACAGAAAUGCGAACAUCUCCGAGCUUCACCCGGCGAUAGCUUCACCUCCCGACACUACUGACCUGCAUCUCUACACCAUGGGUUAGAGGGACCAUGGCUAACUUUCAAACACUUUACAUGUCACGGAAAAUGCCCUGCGUUGUCUGGGGAGCUGUGCUGCCGAGCGGCUGAAUUGAUAGCACAAUAACACCGAUACUUGUCAAGACAGAGAGGAGGAGGGGGACCCGAUUCCAGUCUUUUCUUUCCCAGUUCGGCUCCCAUUUCGGGGUUGUGAGAGAUGAUCACGGAGCUGGUGUGCACCGCCGUGGCUGUGGGUCUCUAUUUGAACACGCUGGACGCAGAUUUCUGCUACGAUGACAGCCGGGCCAUCAAGACCAACCAAGACCUCCUCCCUGAAACUCCGUGGACCAACAUCCUUUACGACGACUUCUGGGGCACCCUGCUUACUCACAGUGGCAGCCACAAGUCCUUCCGCCCGCUCUGCACCCUCUCCUUCCGCCUUAACUACACUCUGCAUGCCCUGCAUCCCUGGGGCUACCACCUGCUGAACAUCAUCCUUCACGCCUUCGUCACCGCCCUCUUCACAGCCUUCAGUCGCCCUCUACUGGGUGGAGGACUUUGGAGCCUUUUUGCAGGGCUUCUCUUCGCAUCACACCCAAUCCACACUGAGGCGGUCGCCGGUGUGGUUGGACGGGCGGAUGUCGGAGCUGCUCUGUUUUUCCUGCUGUCUCUUUUCUGCUAUACGAAACAUUGCAGACUUCGACGGGAAUCACGUGGGACUUUUCAGAGCAGAAAAUGUGGAAGCUGCCCGGCAACCAUCUGCUGGGGCUGGAUGCUGAGCAGUCUUUGGUGUGCAGCCGCCAGUAUGCUGUGGAAGGAACAAGGGGUGACGGUGCUGGCUGUGUCUGCUGUGUACGACCUCUUCGUGUUCCACAGGCUUCGGUUUCGCCAGGUGCUUCUCCUCCUGCUCGGAAAGAAAAAGAACACCAGUAUUCUGCUGAGUCUCGGCGUUCUGGUUUCCUGGGGAGUCCUUCUGCUCUCAGCCCGACUCUACUGGAUGGGAAACAAGCCCCCCAACUUCUCCAACUCUGACAACCCGGCUGCUGACUCGCCACAUUUCCUCACUAGGACGUUAACGUUCCUCCACCUGCCAGCCGCUAACGCCUGGCUCCUGCUCUGCCCGGACAAGCUCAGCUUCGACUGGUCCAUGGACGCGGUGCCCCUGGUGAGAUCUUUAGCCGACUGGAGGAACCUUCACACCGCUGCCUUUUAUGCUGGAUUUAUCGUCCUGGCUUUGUUCAGCCUCUGUAGCACCAACCUCAAAGCCAAGGAGACCAAUGGGAAGGCCUGUGUCGCCAAUGGAAAAUCAAUCACCAAUGGGAAUGGUUAUCACGCCCCUGAUACAAACCAUAACACAGACCAGGGGCCACCAAAGGCCACCAUGAACGGGUCAGCAGGACUCCACCACUGCCCCCAACAGAUGUCCUUACCCACUACAGAAAACCUUGUAUUAUUUUCUUUAGCUGUCAUGUCAUUUCCUUUUCUCCCCGCCAGCAACCUCUUCUUCUAUGUAGGUUUUGUAAUAGCAGAGAGGGUACUCUACAUUCCCAGUAUAGGCUUCUGUUUACUGGUCGCCGCUGGUGCAAGAUCCUUGUACAUCAGACUGAGGACUAGAGCCUCUAAGGUCUUACUGCUGAGUCUCUGUGCGGGACUAGUGAUGCUGAAUGGACUCCGAACUGUUCAAAGAAACAGAGACUGGAGCAAUGAGGAGAAUCUCUACAAGUCUGGGAUUAGUGUGAAUCCCGCCAAAGCCUGGGGAAACUUGGGAAACGUACUGAAGAACCAGGGGAAGACUGCAGAGGCGGAGACGGCGUACAGAAAUGCUCUGCACCACCGAGGGAACAUGGCUGACAUGCUGUAUAACCUUGGCUUGCUGCUGCAGGAGAAUGAGCGCUUUACUGAAGCUCUGCAUUAUUACAAACUGGCCAUUGGGAGUCGGCCCACAUUGGCAUCAGCCUAUUUAAACACAGGAAUUAUCCUGAUGAACCAAGGAAACCUGGAUGAAGCCAAACGCACGUUUCUAACCUGUGCUGACAUCCCCGAUGAAAACCUGAAGGACCCACACGCUCACAAGAGCUCUGUCACCAGCUGCCUGUACAACCUGGGGAAACUGCUCCACGAACAGGGCCAGCAGGAGGAGGCCUUGUCUAUUUAUAAGGAAGCAGUGCAGAAAAUGCCCAGACAGUUUGCACCACACAGCCUUUUCAACAUGAUGGGAGAGGCCUACAUGAGGCUGAACAGGCUGGAGGAAGCUGGUCACUGGUACAGAGAGUCCCUCAGGGCCAAACCAGACCACAUCCCUGCCCACCUUACGUACGCAAAACUCCUGUCUAUCAUUGGGCAGAAGACAGAAGCUGAGAAGUUUUAUCUGAGAGCGAUUCAGCUAGAUCCGAUAAAAGGAAACUGCUACAUGCACUAUGGUCAGUUCCUGCUGGAGCAGUCUCGUCUUGGCGAGGCGGCAGAGAUGGCGGAAAGAGCUGCGGAGCUGGACAGCUCGGAGUUUGAUGUGGUCUUCAGCGCCGCUCACAUGCUCAGACAGGCCAGUCUAAACGAAGCAGCAGAGCGUCAGUACGAGCGUGCAGCCAGCCUCAGACCAGAUUACCCUGCAGCUCUGAUGAACCUCGGUGCCAUCCUCCAUCUGAAUGGGAAACUUCCAGAAGCAGAGGCCAACUACCUGCGUGCCCUGCAGCUCAAACCUGAUGAUGUCAUCACCCAGUCCAACCUACGGAAGCUGUGGAACAUCAUGGAGAGACAAGGACUCCGGAUCAAGCAGGGGAUCCAGAACAGCGGCCUUUAAAACUGAGAGGGCUGCCUCCUUCUUUUUAUUAAUAAUGACACAUUGUCCUCAUGGGGAUGAAAUAGGACAGGAUAUGAAAGAGCUGGAGGAUAAAAGCUCUCUCUGCGAGACAGGAAUGACAUAUUUUGAACGUCAUGGCCUGUGAUGAUAAAGGCAGAGCGCUUGGCAUGGUUGGAAUUUGAGGGUGCAAGAGUUCAGUCCCUUAAAAUGUCACCACGAGUUGGUGUGGUGGGACAAAAAGACUAAGACUAGUGUCCCCUACAUUAUUAGGUUUUACAAGGCAAUGGCAGUUGUGAAAUAAUGCACUGAAAUUAAAGGAAAAGAACUGCAGUGUCCAGAAAAGCAAAUAUGAGACAAAAUUCUCAAAAUCUAUUAUUUAUUGUGUCUGAACUAAAAGUAAUGUAUGUUUUACAGCACUUAAUUUAAAUUUGGAUGUAGCAACAAUAUUAAUAGUUUCCUCUGAAUGGGUUUUGAAGUUGUCAGCACUGUUUAGUUAACGGCAUAGUUCCUCUUCCAUAAUGAACACUUCCACAAAGGUUUUAAAAUCAUUGUGUGAUAGGCUGUGUGAUUUUGAGCCCAUUUUAUAAAGAGCGUACUGAAAUGUCUGCUCACUCUGUGUGACUGAAUUGGUUACUACGAGAACGAGAUAAAUCGGGAAUGUUACACUAAGAAAAUCCAAAAGUUUCCUUUGAAAAGUCCUACAGACAGAGGUUGAAAGUUUGCCUUUCUGUAUUUCAUUUGUCUCAUAUGCACCAAGGUAAAUCAUAUUAGGUAUUCCCUCUCUGUAUCCUUUAGAACAUCACCAGAAAUAAGUAGGAUCAUUUCCAGAAAUUCCCAGGAAAAUCAUUGAAAUUUAUCUGCAAAAAUCCCCCAAAUUCCUGAAAGUUUUCUAAAAUUCCCUCUCAGUUUCUGAAAUGUCCUUUGUUCUGAAAAAUUUAAAAGAAAAACAUUCUAGUGAAAGUUUCAGCAAAUCCCAAGUUUCUCAAAAAUGUUAGAAAAUUCUUUGGAGAAAGCAAAAAUGCUAAGAAUUUCUUGGAAAAGUACCACAGAUUUCCCGGAAAAUAUACCAGAAUUUCCCAGGGGUUUUGAUUGCCCAGGGAAAAAUGAUCUAAAAUUUGGGAAAGUUUAGAGAGUUUUCCAAUAAAUAUUUGGCAAAUAUUUAAAAAAUGCUGAUAAAUUUGUCAAGAAAAAAAUAAAAUAAUAAUCCGGAAUAUUUACCUUGGAAAUAUUCCUCAAAUUUCGAGGAGAUAUCCCAAAAUCCCCUUUUAAGGUUUUGGAUUGUCUAUGUAUUUUUUUUCUGGAAACAUUUAAACAAAACUAUUUUGGGAAAUGCUCUGAAAAUUUCAAAGAAAAUUUCCAGAGUUUAACAUUACAUAGAAAAUUUACCAAAAAAACAAAACAAAACAAACAAACAAAAAAAACAUUCACCAGCAAGUAGAACUAUCAAGCUAAAUCAAAUUAAGAAUUACUCUGAAGUUUCUUCUAAAAAGUUCAUGGAAAUUUGUUGUAACAUUUCUAAAAAUUCAAAGAAAAAUUACUGAAAUUCCUUAGCAAGGUUCCCGAAAAUUCCUGGAAUUUUUUCUGAAAUUUCCCUGCAAGUUUCUUAAAUAUGCAUGGAAUAUUCCUUAAGUCCCUGGAAAAUACUCAGGGAAGUUUACAAAGUUUUCAAAUAACUCUUUGGGAGAGUUUCCAGAAAUUCACAUGAAAUUUUUUCCAAAAAAUCCUGACUAUCCCAGGGUAAGUUUCAGCAAUUGGGAAAAUUGCUUAAAAAUCGGAGAGGUUCUCCGAAUUCCCAGGGAAAUAUCUCAAAUUUCCCAGUAAGUUUUUGGAUUGUCUAGGAAAACUCAAACAUCUAAAUUCUCAAAAUUCGUUGGAAAUAUCCCAAUUACCACCCCAAAAUCUAGGCACUGAACCUUCAGUUAUCUGAAGUUGUUUCCUACUUUUAUUCUAUUGUGUGUGCAGUCAUACAACCUAGAUACCAAACAUGCCAAAUAUUCAUUAGACCAACCAGGGGCAGCUGAUGAAAACAUGUUAGGUUGUCAUGUUUUCCUUCUACACUGAACAACAAAUACAAAUACAAAUUCAGCCUCACUUCUCAACCAGAAUGACUCAAAACUGGCUCAAAAUCGCACAGUACGCACAAGGCCUUACAAGGUUAGAAAGUGCUUUAGGAUAAUAAAGUUUUUGUUGCUUCAAAAAGAAAAGUUGAAAUAAAUCUGAUGGAUAAGUGUUAACUGAGGCUUUGAACCAAAAGUUAGACAACCGUAAGAAAGUGGAGAAACCAGAAGUUUAACCUUUCAAAGCAGAUGGAUUGGCUGUCAUGUCUGUCAUUAGGCAGAUCCAUUAAGCAUAGCUUAAGUCUGAAACGACUGGACCUGAUCAGUCAGCGCCAUCUGAAGAGAACAAGGCAGUAGCUACAGGCCGGCUUUAGUUGUACUGCAAGCAGGUAAACAAUGGCUGCUGUUGUAAAGGUGAGCUUGAAUGUGGCUAUAGUAGGAACACAUUUCUUUAUUAAAGAAAGAACAAAGAACCACUCUGAAUGCUUUCCUUUUUGCCCCAGUAAUAGUUGAAAACCUUAACGUCUACUGUGGGGCUGCACAUGCCCACUACGUCAUAUGCCGCUCUGAUUGGCCCCAAAUGAAUGAGACAGACACAGUAUACCAUACCUCUGUAACGGUUUCUUGUCUGUUUCCAGCUAAAAACUAAAGGCUAUAGAACUGCUACUAGCAUGGCUCAUAGAGUUUUUUUGCUGACUCCCAUUUAGUUUGAUGUCAGAAUUGGAUAUAAUAAUCUAAAGCAAAUUUUAAGACUGCAAUUUAGGAAUUAUUUAAAAAAUGGGGGUGUGGCACAAAAAAUAUGCUACAGUUUUAGGCUCAAGUAGCUACAUUAGCUUCUAAUGGUAUUUCUAACCUUAGCAUGUUGCUGUGUUCCUUCUUGUCCAUAUCCUUUGAGAGAUGGAAAUGGGACUGAUAUCAAACUCAAGCUGACCAUGUUCGUCCACAACAUAUUGUAAAAAGAAAAUUCAGCAGGAGGUCUUGAGUUUUUCCUUGCUAAAUUAGCUGUUAGCAACAACAGUGGAAAUAUACUCAAGGUGUAUUUCAUGCACACUAAUAUGAAGGAACAUAUCCACUGAUAGAUGUUGAACAGAACGGUGUAUGUGACACAUAUACGACUAGUUAAAAUGCAGUUUAGCUAAUUCACAGCAUAGACUGUUGAUGUGCAGAGCGGCCAUCUUGGAUUAAUGAGCUUCUUUUACUUUCUAAGUUUAAAAUUUGACUUCAGUAUCAUUCCAAUAGAAAUGUAUCUUUCUUUAAUACUCAAAUUAAACUUAGGAAUCUGUUUAAAGAUUUGCAUUAUGGGUAAUGUAGUCAGGUAUUUAAAAGAAGAUUAAUGUGCACACAAAAAUGUGUGGCUCUGGAGUAUUGAUUUUAGUCAUUUUGAUGAUGAUUGAAAAUAACUGCUCUGCUGAAUUAACAAAUUCGUACCUAGUUAAGUGUCAUCUGGGUGCUCGCACCUUUAUUGAGAGGGGUCUGGCUGUAGACUUGGAGACCACAGCUGUUGGACGCCACCUCUGUCAGAAUGGAAGUGACAUAAUUUGCAGACACGUGUUUCUGGUUGUAGAGUUUUGUUCUUUUUGUUUUUUUCUUUAUUUAUUUUUAGCUUUAUUCAUAGGCAAAGUAUGGUAGUUCAAUUCAUGAAAUAUCCACAUUUCAAACAUUACAGACUGAGCACAUUUAGCUAAAGCUUAUGUAGCUACACUAGCUAUGUAGUUAACACAACUAUGUAAGUCAAUGUAGCUAUUUAGCUUUGUUAGCUACCUAGAUACAUUAUCUGUGUGGAUUAUGUAGCUAACCUGGCUUCAGUAGCUUCAGCUAUAUUAUCUACACAGAUGCAUUAUUGACAUUGCUCAUGUAGCUUUAUUAGCUUUAGAUUUAGCCAUAUUAGCUACAUCACCAACAAGCGUACAUAGCUAAUUUAGCUUCAUUAGUUUAAUAUUUAGCUACAUUAGCUACGUUAGCUUUGUUACCAAAGUCACUUUCAUAGCUAACAUAGCUUUAUUAGCUUUAGC